Lacerta agilis (Sand lizard) is the source of this 1068-nucleotide messenger RNA. It is a transcript of the gene GOLT1A, whose product is annotated as golgi transport 1A. The record is from RefSeq and is a predicted model, not a curated record. Lineage: Eukaryota; Metazoa; Chordata; Lepidosauria; Squamata; Lacertidae. Gene Ontology annotation, cellular component: membrane; endoplasmic reticulum. The transcript has 5 exons. Bases 174 to 572 code for a protein of 132 amino acids. Gene Ontology annotation, biological process: retrograde transport, endosome to Golgi; endoplasmic reticulum to Golgi vesicle-mediated transport.
GGUUAAUGAUUUGCAAGGUGACGCAGGAAGGGCUAAAGGCCUUUCCAAGGUUCACUGGCUGCGGAAUAUGUGGAAGUGACAGCAUCCUCCUGCACCUCACCCCCCCCCCCUUUCCGUGACAUUUGCAUCUGCACCUGAACAUCCAGAGCCCUUCGAGGCCUACAGCAGCGAAGAUGAUAGAGAUCACAGAAAUCCAGAGGAUUGGUGUGGGACUUGUGGGCUUUGGGGUGUUUUUCCUCCUUUUCGGUGUGCUAUUGUACAUGGAUUCGGUGCUUCUGGCCUUCGGAAAUAUCCUGUUCCUGUCUGGCCUGGCCAUUAUCAUUGGACUAAGAAGAACCUUUGGUUUCUUCUUCCAGAGGCAGAAGCUUAAGGGAACCAGUUUCUUUUUGGGGGGCAUACUUAUCGUCCUGCUUCGGUGGCCUGUCCUAGGCAUGCUUCUGGAGACCUAUGGCUUCAUUAACCUCUUCAGGAGUUUUUUCCCAGUUGCCUUUGGAUUUCUGGGAUCAUUGGUGAACAUCCCAUUUUUGAGCAAGCUGUUCCAGAAACUUGGAGACACCAGCUCUAUGGUGUAGCCUGGAGAAGUGGUUUCCUACCACAGACAACUUCCCCUCCUACAAGCAAAUAGACCUUUUUUAUAGGCUACUGUAUGUUUUCACAGUGAUGUGCCAUUGAGACCUCCUGCCCAGUUCAUACCUUUGAAGGCCCCUGUGUGAUCACCUGCAGGAGUAUGCAAGGUUAUUAGCAGGUUCAUAUCCCAGAAGGAAUUGCCUGGAGGUGCUGUUUGCAAGAACAAUUACAACUGAACUGCUGGUUCAUAAAGAUGAUCAUGUUGGAGCUAGACAAUGGCCAUGGACAAUGGCUGAGUGAGCAUCGGUACCUGGGCACAUCCGUGUUCCCAAGAUUUCUUAGCAACAAACCAACAUUUAGGACUUGUCAAAUUGCUCCAAGGAAGACACAUCCCUUUGAGUCUUCACCUUCCAAACAGCUGCAGUAGAGUGAGUAAGCAAAGUGUCCAAUUUCUUUUGUUUCGUUGACAUGCUGCACCCACUGAUAUUUUUCGUCUCUUGU